CUAUUGCUCGCAGUGAUGUGAUGACGUGAGCUUCAAUUGUUUUUUUUCUAAAUUUCGGAUGUGUGUGACUUCGAAUGUUGAGUUUCGCUUUUUGAAUUUUUGUUGUGGAUUUUAUUUUUGUGAAUUUUUCACUUAAGCCGAGACCAAGCAAAAACUAAACGACGCUAGAAACUUUAUGAUGGCGGAUAAACCGUAUCAAGAUUGGAAGAAACUAGUAUGAAGGGAUAUGAAACAAGAUUACAUCUAUGAGAAACCGCAGAUCAAGAGCGGUUCAGGAAGUUGUGGAAGGAAGCAUUAGUGAAGACAGACGACGAACGUGAAAAAAUCGGAAGUGACACAACACUAUAUUUGGGAAAGACAACUUUGACGGUGAUUUACUUGGCGAUAAAAGGAAUAAAUUUAACUCAAUUAGACCGGUUGGUGAAACGAAUAGUCUAGACACAGAAUUGCACUCUCGAUACAGACUUCCAAUCGCAACACUAUAAUCUAAAAUUGAUCGAAUAGAUCGAAGAAAGGAAAAUCGUUUAUCGUUAUUGGCAUCACUCAUUGUUUGCAACAUACUCGCAGAAAGAAAAUAUAACUCGAUGAUUUACUAGAGAAAGCAAAUAAUACUGCCAAUAGAAAUUAUACUGACGAACUCAAAGAAGUUCUCAAGAUUAUUAAAUCAUCAAACCAAGUGUCAGCUUGUUAAGUAAUUGAGCAUCAUCACAAUGAAAUGCUAACAUAAUAACACAGAAAAUUAAUACCUGUAAGAGAACCUAUAAUCAUUUCGACAAAAUUACUAUUUGCGGUUGAGAUUCUCUAAUAGCUUUUUGCUUUGAUGAAAUCUUCGAAGAUAAAGACGAGACGAUUGCAUUUGUAACGGUAAAUGUAAUUUUGCACGGUGUAACCUUUGCUAAGGUUGUAAGAAAUGACGAUGGUAAUAUGAAUCGUAAUAAAGAAAUAGUUUUGUUAGUACCGUGAAAGAGAAACAUGGUUAUGGAAUAAAGGAAAGUGAUUCGGAUUAGUGAAGAAGUGGAGUGAACGAGCACAGGUAGGCGGUGCCUUGGACAAAUGUAUUUGGCAGGUAAAGUUCGCGAGAAGCACGAUGACGAGGCGAAAAAGUGUGUGUUUAAAGUGGACUUUAGUUUUAUUAGUAGUUGUAGUUUGUCCGUCUGUGUACACGCGACCUCAAGAAAUAACACCUACAGAAGCAGCUAUUAAGACAGAUAAUGAAAAUCGUUCAUAUCCACCAAUAAGGAGCAGCACGAAAGAACCAGUAACCGUCCAAGAUGCUAAAGCAUCAUCAACGAAGCCUGAAGAGUCAUCCCGUGAUGUUAAAUCUAAAGCUCCCAUACGAGACUCCAUAGAAAUGGUGGCCAUCCAACUCUUGGAUAAACCAAACAAUACUGCAGAUGCACAGGUCGUUUCAGAUACUAGAAUACCACCCAAGCUAAAGACUCAAGUCAAACAUAAAAUCAAAACAAGAAAUGACAAUGGAGAAGAACUUGAAAAUGCUCAUCCGGGAGUUGCAGUUCCUGUCACAAUGGAAGAGUUGGAUACAGAGAACAAUAUAAGCGAGGUCCGGACCGAAUCUUCGACAUCCAAUGAAGGUAUUUCUACUUGGAUUUCACUGAGUAAUUCAGUCAAAGAGAAUCUGACUACUGAGUCUUCAAAAGUCGAGGAAAUCACCAAGAAACCUAAACCUGCCGUUAAUAAGAACAAACCAAAACGUCCUGCGAAUAACAAAGUAGGGAAACGACCUAUCAUUGGCAGUACUAACAAAGCUGAUUUAGUUGCAAGUGGGUCAGCUAUCAAUGAGAAUGUGUACAACAAAAUUAAGGACACAGUUUUAUCUAAUGUACAAAAGAAUAAGAACACAUCAGCUCGUCCUAGUUCUACGAGUACCACUACUACAACCACUACCACGACAACUACAACAACCGAAGCUCCGACAACGAAGAAAGAAACUAAACCUCCAACCUUAACACCAGUCAUCGCAGUCACUUCUAAACCUAAAAAGAAGAAUAAGAAUAAACAGAAAACUACCACCACUCCAGCAAGCCCAAUCAUCAGCGAGUCUGCCUUACUACCCACUGAAGCUAAAGAACAAGAAAUUGAACUUGAAGUUAGCACACCAGCCACCACAACUAAGAAGCCUAAAAGAAGUUCCACUAGAAAGAAGAAUAAGACUAAGAAACGUAAAACUACUACUCCAAAACCUACCACAGAAGUAGCUAUAUCUGAUGUUAAAACAGCAAAUAAGACAAAAGCUAACAAAAAUGCGAAGAAACCAGCACCUGCAGCAACUGGUGCUAUAACAACGCAGAUUUACAACUAUUUGUCGAGAGAAGUGAUGCCAUCUGUAGGAGUGGGUAUGUUGGGAUUAGCCAGUUUAGUAGGCAUAGCUGGGUAUUUCUUAUAUCCAUUUGCAACGCCAGUACGUAGAACCUUUGAAGUAGAUAAGAGCGAUGAUAUAUACAGGAACAACGCUGAAGAGUACGCUAACGAUGGCAACGGACAGGCGGAAGAAGAAAUGCUGGGAACUGUCCUUGCUGGAAUGCCAGCUCAUGCCAAACAGAAGUUGAACCCUUACGCUGGACAAACUGCUCACAUUAACCGCUACCCAGUGAAGAAAGAACAAGACAUUAGGUACAGACAAGUGACGACUGCCUACAAACCUAAUCCAAAUUAUGGUAAAGUACAUUACGCUCAACAAAAGACAGGUAUAGCUCAUGCUGCUGUUUAUUCCAAGCCUAUCAAUUACAGUCCUCACUAUGAGACGAGACAUGCUUAUACUACUGAAGGAAAAUAUAACUAUGAAAAAGCUCAGGCUCAUCAACCAAGUUAUACACCAUAUCCUGCUGUAGAGCCAAUAUAUGCCGCACCACAAACUGGACCUACAGGUAUGUCAGGUAUGACAGCUUAUGGAAAUGAAAACACAAACUCAGUGGUCUAUGGUGUAAAACCAGCAGCCGAAUCUGAUUUCAAACCUGUGUAUCCUUUUGAAGGCCAGUUCUAUAGCGAGACAACUAGUAGUCCUGCUACAUAUCCACCGACUUCAAUGUACUUAGGUUCUAAUAAUGAAGAGCAAAAUCAGAACGAUAAAUAUGAUGACAAUACUAGUGAUACUGAUAAUAGUGCUGAGUCUGGUGACAAUAAAUUUGUUGUUGGGAAUGUUCCCAAGGAACUAGUGGAUUCAGCUACACCAGCAGUUGUACCAGAACAUGGACCAAGAAAGUUAAGGAAGAAGCGUAGCAUUUCUGGCUCUUUAGAAGAGCUUUUGGCUGAAAAAGAAAAUCACAAAGACAUAUUCAUAAGCAACGAGAUUGAUGAUGUUUACGCUCUCAAUAACCCGAUCAGAAAUCUUGCUCCUACUACCGACGAUGUCACAGUAAUUCCUAAAGACAUCACAACUGUAUUCGCUGUAUCUGAACCGGCUAAAGAAACCAAAACACCCGACGCAAUAACCACUUCUAAAAUUGAAGUCGUUGAAAGCGUUUCAACGAUCCCAAUAAACAGCAAGAACGAUAAGACAACCGUCACAGAAACGUCCAAUGAUAUGGAAACAACGACCAAAUCGUUCAAAGUCUAUGAAGUUUUCCCUUCAAAAAAUACUGAUGUAACCCAAAAGAAUAGUCCUAUAUACUCUACUACUACUACUGAGAGAAGUAUGAUGACAGAAACGACAACUGACUUAAAAUCUGAAACGACAUCAACUAUGCCUUCGUUCCCUGUAACAACAGACAAGCCAGUGACUUCGAAGCCGUGGAACGAUCCAGAAAUAGCGACAUACCCACCUUUGAACCAACAAAGCAGUUUCUUUACUUUCUUACAACGACUUGUUGAUUUCAAAUUCAGGCUCGGUCUUGGCAUUCUCCAAACGACUGUUGAUGCCUUAAGUAGAUUUAGAGAUGACACGAUGCAGAAAGUCACAAAUGCAUCCCGUACGCAUAGAGGCUAGAUUCUAUAUUGAAACGUGCUCAACAAUAUUUGAAAAUUUAGUUCCAGUAUUGAGACUUUUUUGUUUUUCGAAGCGUUAAGUUUUGAAUGAUAGAAAAAAAGCAAACAUAGAUAUAAUAAUGUAUGGUUAUUAACUCAUUUAUUCGAAUUAGUACUUUGUCUUAUUAUCGACAAUUUUAGACUGAACAAUACUCAAUGAAUUGUUUUCUUUUGGAAAUAUUAAAGAAAAAAUUAUUUACUUUUAUUUUCAUUGAUCACAAUUUUUAUUGCAUUUAAUGUUAAAGUUUUACUAUUUUAAAUAAUUUUAAGUUAACUUUAAGUACAGGGAAUAUACUAAUAUACCUAAUUAUAUGUAUUGUUAUGUAAAAAAGACAUAAGAUUAUAAUUUCAGAAUGCUGUCCUCGGUAGAAAAUUGAGGGAAGCCUACUGAAUUUAUAUUGUGAUAAAAAAUAUUUAGUUUUUCAUUUAGGCUAUAAACUUACGAACAAUAUACCCUUAAAUAAUAAUGAAAUAUAUUAUAUUAAAACUUCGAUGUCACAGUAUUAACUUUUAAAACUUAUUAACGUUCAGUUAUUUAGACGAAAAACAGCAAGAAUAUGAAAUCUGAAAUGUCAUUAUAUUUUGGCUACGGAUUAUAAACUCAAACGUACUUACAAUUUUGUAUGUUACCACAUUUUAUACAAACC
Molecule: messenger RNA, 4628 nt
Organism: Helicoverpa armigera (cotton bollworm)
Lineage: Eukaryota; Metazoa; Arthropoda; Insecta; Lepidoptera; Noctuidae
Exons: 4
Coding region: 1088-3943 (951 amino acids)
Source: RefSeq, a predicted model, not a curated record